UUGAAGUUGUGAGAACGUUUUAUUGGUAAACAUUCAACCAAAAAUACACUAUUUAGAUGUAACCGAUUUGAACUUAAAUAUCGCUAAUUUGUACGUAAAUGUAUGAGAAAUAUGAAGAGAAAACUAAAUGCAUUGGAGCUACGACGGUUGAAAGAAAAUGAGCAAUUUCCGGAAAGCGGGCAGAAUGCUGGCAAGCAGGGAAGUACUCGGAGGAGGCGCUCUUCCUACCGAGAAAGCCCCAUUAAGAACGUCGGAACGUUUGGUCGCAGUGGAAAAAAAUUAACACGCCGGGAAGAUCCCCGUGAGCAUCAAGAUCUAGCACGAGACGAGAUAGCGCUGAUGUUUAUGGAGGUUUCCGAAAAAAUUGAUCGAUGUUUUGAUUUUGAUCUCCAAAAAUGGUUGAAUCGAUACGAAAAUCUUACUCGUAAUUCAACAAACUUCCCAGAAGCUGCAAUGCUGAUCAUGAGUGCGGCUCAAAUUUACGGGCGCAAAGUUGACUAUUUGGAGGAUAUCAUUUUACAUAUGGACCAGGACCAGAAAGGUAGAGAAGUAAACGAGGGUGACGAUAAAAAUGAGAAACAGGAAAAAAAUGUUGGCGGAAGAAGACGAACGGCUAGGUUUCAGCCGCAGUCGCUUUCCGAUUGUUUUAGUGAUUUGGAGUUUACGUUCGUGGACAGAAAGGUGCUCCCUAUUGAUUCACUGGUUACGACUGUGCAGAAGAUGACAGUUGACAAAAGAAACAAAUUUCAACAAAUGCAGGAACUCUGCAAUGAACUAAGAACUAUGCCUGCCAAGCAACGCAGACAGGAAAUUUUGAAUCGUCUCAGAGAUGAGGCCAAUAUUCCUUCGAUCUUGUCCAGCCACACGGCAGCUAGAAAGCAUCAAAUAUUAGACUUGGAAUCCGGAGAAACAAUAGGAACGCGGUACGAUUAUCAAAUCUAUCUGAACUUUAUCGAUGUCAAAACGGGAUCUUUGACACCGGAACACGAUUUGAAGAAGUUUUUCCAACGCUGCGAUGUGAUAGAUUAUCUCUAUGAACAGCAAGAAAGCGAACGGGAACGUUGCGAGCGCACCGGAAGACCAGCACCAGAGAUGGUUUUCCCUUUGAAACCUCGUGAGUUUAAAAUGUAUAUUCCUCCGAACUAUCUCAAAAAUAAGUAUCGAAUAGAGAUGAAUGAUACAUCGGAUUUCGACAAUGAAUUGCACCAAGCUAAGAGCAGCAAUUACCGAACAGAUCCAAUUUUGAAUUUGAUGAAAAGUAAAUUUGCCACUCGAUCUUCAGAGCCGAAGAAAGUUCCACAAGCAAGCGAUGAUGAGCCCUCAUUUUGCAAUGUAUUUUCUUCAUCGGCAAUCGGAACAGAAAUGAAUAGUGCUGACGUCACUGCUGAGAAUUUGGAAAGUGCAAACCAGGAUGAGUGUGAACCAUCCGAUAAUGCUAUAGAAAGAACAGACACUAUGAAUAGCACUGAGACAUCCUUUAAUGUAUCCAACAGCACGAUUUCUAUGUCCCAAGAGCAAGAAACCGAAGUAUCUGAAAGCAAUCCUGAAAAUGAAACAUCUCAGUGUCAGGAAAGUGAGCCUUCUACUAGAGAAGAGUCGGUAUGCGAACCAUCGCAGACCACAAACAGCGGAGAAAAUUGCCUUCAUCUGUCCAAAGAGUCCUCCCCGGAACCGGAGUUGAUGGCUCUCGAACAGCAGUCAGCCCAAACAGCAGACAAAAGUCCACCGGAGAAAACAGCAUCAUCACCUGUUUGCCCUUCGCGGCUUAGCUACGAAGACGAAGGUAUCGGUGCGGAUCGAGAAACACCGCCAGAUCAGUUCUCUUCACCGAGCUUUUCUCGCACACCAUCCCUGGACGUUCUCAGUGACUGCAUAGGGUCGUUACCGAAAACACCGGAACCCCAAACGGUGCCUUUCUUCGGAGGCGGCGUCGUUAUUCCGACACGUAACACCGCUGGCUCACCGCGAACUAUCACAAUCAAACCGGUGCUGGUUAAGCUGAACAUGCUAAAGAUCCCGGAAUGUUAUUUGAAAAAACAUUUGCUCUUUACGCUGCCGGUAGAGUACAGGAAGAUGAAAAAUGAUUUGGUUCGUAAAAGUAGCAAUCGCAAGAAGGAUGUAUUAACGGUGGCAGUAUAUGAUAUGAGUUCGGGUAUCCCUAAAAACUCGAAGUGGUUUGGUCGGCCAGUAACACCGGAACCGGAAGAUUUCUACGGAUUUGAUGAUUCAGCUGAUGUUCUGGAUGAUUCAAGGGACAACAACUUACACAGUUUAAGUGAUGAGUUGCAGUCCAACAUAUCACGGUCAUCCACACCGGAGAGUGACUUUUAUGGUUUCGAAGACUGUGAUUUGGAAGUCCAAAAAAGAAAAAAGGCAGAUCAUGUCCAAUCCAAAGCUGCAGUUGAAAAAGACGUCCAAAAAAAGAAUACUGAACGUCCAAAAUCUAUAGUAGCGGAAUCGGUAGCAGAAGUUGCGGCCGAAAAUCCAGAACCAAACGCACAACUUAACCCAAUUCAGCAGCAAGAUGCCGAGAAACCAAAUUCGCAACAUUCGACACCGACUAGAACUUUAUCGCGUGAUUCGGGAAUUUCCGACGACCAGAACGAUCGUCGGGGGAGUCGUUCUAAGGAAACUACUCCGGAACCAAGUAGUCCGUCGUCAAAACAAGACCUUGGCAACAUGGUAAGCCAAGAAACGGCAACCGAACUGUCCACCUCAGCAAUUGCAGCUGAGCCGCAGCCUACUGAGACGAACGAAAAAUACAUCCAAAGCGUGACAGAAGCAAAAGAACUCAUUGAGAAGGUCAACAAUUGGCAUCGAAAAUUGAAACCGAUAUUGUUCCAGUCUGAGCAGCGUAAUCACUUCGAUAUUCACGCCUACGGGACGGAGAUUAUAGAGUCGUUUGCUCCGCAAACGGACGCAAACAGUUCUGCUUCGAACAUUAGCUUUGCGCAAAUUAUGGACAAUAAACAGCAGGACUAUACGGCUCGGUACUUUCUGUCCAUGCUAAUGUUGGCCAACACAAAUAAUGUACAAAUUGUAACGCGCAACCAGAACCCGAAUCGGUUAACCACUAAGGAGGACAUUGAACUUCGAUUGCUGAGUCGGAAACGUCACCACCAAGAAAUGGAGAGCAUGGGCGAGAGGAUACCUUGCGACAAUUCGGGCAAAGUUGUUAAAAAAGGAAAAAUAUCUCGUGGAAUCAAACGCAAACGGGAGUCUGAGGUCGCAACAAACCAGGAGGGCAACGGCGACGAGAGAUGUUUGCGAGAUGAUGACGAAACGGAGCACGACUUUCUGGAUAAAAUUCGUCGACUCUAUCCGGACAUCAAUAGCGAAGAAACGAUGCGCAAACGAAUGGCUUUCCACCGCGGCAUGCGGCGAUGCGCUUAUGGACUGCCUGCGGACGCCGAAGAAGCGAACAGUAGUUUGCAAAACUCCACUGACGAGCAAGAGCAUGUGAGUCAGGAAGAGCCUAUGACGGAGGAGCUUCUAUCAGUUGAUUUGCUGACAAAUGAAGCUGUUAUGGUGCCGAUGAUUGUCGAUCAGGGUCCAUGUUACUCUAAAAGUAUCUCGAUUGCGGAAUCUGGUUACGGGUCAAUGCUCGGAGAUGGCGAUUGAUAGUAGGGUACGUACCUACGACAAACAUAAGUGGACAUAUACAAGAGACAACUGUUCUGUAUGAAUUUUGAACAUAUUUUCUUCUAUAACAGGCACUUGAUAGAUAACAUUCACACUUGGUACGCUCUACUAGAGCGUACCUCUAUUGUAAGUUUAGGAAAAUUAGUUUUAAGCUAAAAAUUCUCAGUUUAGAUGUUAUGCAAAUAUUUUCUUUGCUCGAUUUUGCUUCACUUUACGAAGUACAAAAUUAAUAAUAAAGUGUAUUCUGACCUUAGCACCUUAGCGAGAUACCACCCGAGUAAUUUACUUUGCAUAUAGAGGCGUCCUAUUGUUUGAUGACCCGAAAUUGUUAGACUAGUUUGUCUUUCGUACUAAAGUCUAUAUUGAUUCCCACAAAGAACGAACAAAUGCGUUUAGACUGUAAAAAAUUAUAUACCUAUUACAAAAGCAUUUCUGUUGUUUUGCAUUUUACUUAACUUUCAUGCCAAAAUAUUUUCAUUUUCUAUUUUGCCUGACUAAAAUAAUUUUAAGCUAAAACGCUCUUUAGAAGCACCGACCUUAGAGAACCCAGUGACAAUUCGAAAUAGCAGAAUUUAUUAUUUACACUUUAUUUGAUCUGACGAGAUGUAUGUAUUAGAGUAGUUUAUUUCUCACAAAACUUUCAACAACUUUAAUCGAUUGUGUAUCGAAUUUAUUGAACACGAAGAGUUCAACAGAAGUUGAUAAAUAAAAUGAUUAGUAGUGGAAUUAGAAGAGUAUAUUGU
This is a messenger RNA of Sabethes cyaneus, 4385 nucleotides long. RefSeq lists its product as uncharacterized. Bases 103 to 3621 code for a protein of 1172 amino acids. Lineage: Eukaryota; Metazoa; Arthropoda; Insecta; Diptera; Culicidae. Gene Ontology annotation, biological process: mitotic sister chromatid separation; meiotic chromosome condensation. Gene Ontology annotation, molecular function: chromatin binding. The transcript has 5 exons. The record is from RefSeq and is a predicted model, not a curated record. Gene Ontology annotation, cellular component: condensin complex; nucleus.